CAAAACACAUAUCUAGAUCAAAGCACCUAAAUAUGCAACGAAGAGAGUCUCUUCGGGAGAAUGGCCUUGUUAAAGGCCUUCAUAAAGGUGGAUUUUCUAUAAGCAAACUAAAGGAAUUAUCUCAUACUGAGGAUUCCAAGAGAAGCCAUCGCAUGAUUAAAUCAGGAAAGUCGUCUGUGGAUGCUUAUCGUCAAGCUGGAAAGGGUCUUGGUCAGUUUGGGGGCUACUUAAGUGAUUGGGGAUCCAGAACUAGGAGCCUCAGUAUAAAUGACAUUAGUGACAAAUUAGGCGUUUUAGUCAGUGAGCUUGGUGACAGUGAAUUGGAAUUCGUGAAGCAAUUUGAUGAAAGCCGACUGAAAUUGAAAGGAAUUCGUGACAUGGAAGAUAGCAUCGCUCCAUCAAGGGCGCAUCGCCAACGAUUAGUGGCAUCCAUUGAAAAAGAAGAAGAAAAGGAUCCACUUUCUCCCCGUCUGAUAGACCUACAAAACCAAUUGGUUCGUACGGAAGCCGAAAAUCUCGUUGGAGAAAUGCAACUGGAUAACAAGAUCCGAGAAGUUAUGAAGUCGUCGUUCCAGCAAAUGAUGGAUGCGUUCCAAAUUCGAGCUCAGAAACAAAUGACUCUCGGAUAUUAUGCACGGCUUUUAGUAGACAUGAUUAAUGACGACGUUGUUUACCCGGGCGAUAAUCCCGCCGCUUAUAAUAAAAAGAAUGCUGCUGAAGUCAUGCACCAAUGCAUGGAUUCCAUGACAAGACUAUUGGCUCCGCUAUCCAUUGAAGAAAGAAAAUUUGAUGAUACUCCCAUGAAAAGUUCUUCUAGUUCGCUUCAGCUUUCGGAGAGUAAUCCCUCUCCUACCGUAGAAAACGAGCAGAAUGUACUUCAAGUAAAAAAUGUUCCUUCUCAAAGUUUUACAUCCAAUGCAGAGGCCUAUAAAGCGCAACUUCUCUCUACUAUCGCAGAGGAGCAGAAACAAAAAGAGCUACAGGCGAAGUCAACUGUUUUGUUGUAAAACAUCGAUCCCAAGAAAUCUUCCUCAUCAACUAGUCUCUUAUCCUCUUUCCGCUUGCGGGCCCGCGUUAUAGAACCUAAAACUUCUCUCCUUCUAAUGAAUAUCUUUAAAUUAUCAAGCAGUCUUUUCUCCCAUUUGCGAAAUAUACCAGAAUACAAGUUUAGCAUACUUACAUAGCUAAAAUUUUAUGCGACUCGAAAAUAUAAAUACUGAUCAAUAAAGCCCAAA
Molecule: messenger RNA, 1235 nt
Organism: Schizosaccharomyces cryophilus OY26
Lineage: Eukaryota; Fungi; Ascomycota; Schizosaccharomycetes; Schizosaccharomycetales; Schizosaccharomycetaceae
Product: sporulation protein Meu14
Exons: 2
Coding region: 33-1007 (324 amino acids)
Biological process (GO): negative regulation of protein kinase activity; eisosome assembly; endocytosis
Cellular component (GO): plasma membrane; eisosome filament
Molecular function (GO): lipid binding
Source: RefSeq, a predicted model, not a curated record